AUGGGAUUAAAUCAAACAGUUCCUAAUCCAAAUAGUCAGUGUUAUUUUGAUAACUGGCCAUAUAUACAGCAGUUACCAGAUUACCAGAAUAUUGCUAAUAUGGAUUCUGGCCUUCACCUUUCAGACACCCAUAUAACAACCAAUCAAAUAUAUUCUUCAUAUUACCAACAACGUAAUAUGCCUUAUUUAAAUCUAUAUUUACACGAUAAUCUGAACCAUACUGAUGAGUAUAAAUUCAAUGUACAACAAGAUAAUUCGUACACGUGUCUAUCUAAAGACGAAUGUUCCUCGGAUUUUAAUUGUGAUAUUACAAUUAGUAGUAAUAACAUUUUAAUUCCUAGAGCCAGUUUACGUUUGGACCACAAAACCAAUAAUCUGAAUUGUGAUAAAAUUUGUACAGAUCCAUUAGUUAUACCAGAACAACAACAAAAUGUCUGCUUUUCUAACAAAAAUGAUACUUGUACGAUCUUAUCUACUGAGCAGGAUACCAACUAUAAAUGUACUGUUACUGAGGUUCAAAGUAUUCAUACAAAUGAUUGGACAGGUAAGGAGUCAUCUAGUUGCUCUAGUAAUUUCCGUGUUAAAAUAAAUGAAAGUGAAACACCAGUUAAGUUGACGGAAUAUUUCUCAAAUGAUCAUCAAGGGAACCGGACAAAUGAAGUUUUUUACACACAGAAUGUAGCCACUACCUUACUAUCUGUCACUGAAACACCAGAGUCAAUACUAUAUUGCUGCUCAUCACAUGAAAAUUCGAAUCUAACUGAAAUUACUAAAAGUAAAGCAGAAAAACUGAAAUUAUAUCAAGUUGGUGGAUCAAAUCAAUCAACAGUCAUUUCUAAAAAAAGUGAUCAUGAAUACUGCUCAUGUUCUGUCACUACUGAAACACCAAAUGAUUCAUUUGAAUUAAGAAUAUGCAAUACCCGUCAGUCUAAUAUCAAUACUUGUUCUUCAGAACACAUAUAUAAUACAUCUGAAGCUCUUCUUAUGUCUACUUUUGAUGAACUGAACUGUGUGAAAAGUGAGCGGGACAAUCUUUCCGAGCAUGUUUCGGUCUUGCAAAAGGACUUAGCCAAUGCUGUUGCUAACUUAACAACUUAUCAGAAAGAGGCAGAAAUGCAGACGCUUAACGCUGAACGUGAAAAAGUUGCCCAUCAACAAACACUCGAGGCUCAUCAACUUACUAUUGUGGAACUUAAUAAUGCCAAAGCCGAACUUGUUAACGUGCAAAAGUUAGUUAGUGAACUUCGUCAGGAAGUUGUCUCUUCAAAAGAAGAAGUCGCACUAUUGCGGGCGCACGAAGAUGAAAAUCGUUCUCUCUAUGAAACGGAAAUCAAUUCAAUGAAAUCAAUUGUUAAGAUAACAAGCGAUCACCUAUCAACACUGGCAGAAUCACUCCACAAUGCGCUGAGUGAAAAAGCUAUACUGCAGAGGGAAUUCAAUCAUUUGAAAAAUAUGAUUCAUGGUCAAUUACAGAAAUUUCGUUUAUUCACUCGUUUGGAGUUAUAUGACGAAUCUAAAAUAGUCAACCAAUUUUCCGUUGGUUCAUUAGCUGCUCUUGGAAUUUAUUUAGAAAAUCUGGUUGAUGGUAAUUCUCAGAUAAAUUUUCAUACAAAGUCACCUCUCGUAAUAUGCUUGUCAGUGACUCAGCUCAAAAUAUAUAGUCAUCAGUUGAUGUACAUUUUCAUUCAUAUGGCAUUUACUUUUAAACUGUAUUGCCUCAAGCGUGAAGAUCACUUCAGUCUUUCACUUUUAGAUUCAUAAAUAAUUUUUUAAUAUUAGCAGUAUUUCUUCAAAUGAUUAUGAACUCAGUAAAAAAAUCUCUUGAACGUGAGAUAAUUUCAUUGUGCUAAUUAUUUUGUACUGUUCAGACCUAAGUUAACAAUGGGUUAUGUUUGCUUUACUUCGUCUUAAAUAUUUUGAUUUAUUCUUUGUGUAUGAUUAGGUGAGG
Molecule: messenger RNA, 1948 nt
Organism: Schistosoma mattheei
Lineage: Eukaryota; Metazoa; Platyhelminthes; Trematoda; Strigeidida; Schistosomatidae
Source: the annotation of a GenBank genome assembly